Molecule: messenger RNA, 1362 nt
Organism: Aspergillus bombycis
Lineage: Eukaryota; Fungi; Ascomycota; Eurotiomycetes; Eurotiales; Aspergillaceae
Product: alpha-amylase
Exons: 7
Coding region: 1-1362 (453 amino acids)
Biological process (GO): carbohydrate metabolic process
Molecular function (GO): hydrolase activity, hydrolyzing O-glycosyl compounds; calcium ion binding
Source: RefSeq, a predicted model, not a curated record
AUGACCCCUUCCGGCAAUGGCUAUGACAUCUAUGAUCUAUACGAUCUAGGGGAGUUUGACCAGAAGGGGUCACGAUCUACAAAAUGGGGUAGUAAGGCAGAACUCCAAUCUCUAGCUUCCUCUGCGCGGAAUCUCGGUAUUGGCAUUUACUGGGAUGCAGUCCUUAAUCACAAAGCUGGUGCAGAUUAUACCGAACGAUUUCCAGCUGUAAAAGUGGACCCAAAAGACCGCAGUGUUGAAAUCUCCGCUGUAAAGGAGAUUGAGGGCUGGGUUGGAUUCAGUUUCCCGGGCCGUGACAGCUUACAUAGUCCCAUGAAAUAUAGUUGGCAUCAUUUCAGCGGCGUUGACUGGGAUGAAGCUCGGAAGAAAAAUGCGAUAUACAAAGUCGCUAGCAAAAGAUGGUCUGAUGACGUGGCGCACGAGAAGGGAAACUAUGACUAUCUUAUGUUCGCUGACCUAGAUUAUUCCAACCUAGAAGUUCAGAAGGACGUUCUCCGAUGGGGAGAAUGGAUAGGAAGCCAAUUACCUCUCCGCGGCAUGAGGUUAGAUGCAAGCAAACACUACUCGGCUGAUUUCCAGAAGAAAUUUGUCAAUCACGUUCGAGCAACUGUCGGGCCGCAGCUUUCCUUCGUUGCGGAGUACUGGAGCGGCGAUGUCCGGGUUCUUACGCAUUAUCUGCAGAACAUGGAUCACCAGCUGUCUCUGUUCGAUGCCCCCUUAGUGGGACGCUUCUCGAGGUUCUCGCGCACGGGAGGAGCAGAUCUUCGCAAGAUUUUCAAUGAUACACUGGUAGAGAACAAGCCAGCACACGCAAUUACUCUAGUUAUGAAUCAUGAUACACAACCAGGACAGUCCCUAGAGGCUCCGAUUGCAUCGUUCUUCACGCCCCUCGCCUAUGCAUUGAUUCUACUCCGAGACAAGGGACAGCCGUGUAUAUUUUAUGGAGAUCUUUACGGUAUCAGACGCGGCGUCAAAAAUCCCAUGACCCCAUCCUGUGGUAGGAAGCUUCCAGUUCUUGCACGGGCUCGCAAGCUUUACGCUUACGGCGAACAAUGCGACUAUUUUGAUCAGGCCAAUUGCAUCGGAUUCGUCCGUUAUGGCAAUUUGCAUCACCCGUCUGGUCUAGCAUGCAUCAUGAGCAACGCGGGUGCGUCUCAGAAACGUAUGUACGUCGGGCGGAGCCAUGCCAAGGAGCAAUGGACAGACAUUCUGGGAUGGCAUCCAAGGACAGUCAUCAUUGAUAAGAAAGGUUACGGAAUAUUUCCUGUUUAUGAAAUGCAGGUUAGUGUCUGGGUCAACUCGGCUGCAGAAGGGAGAGAAAGUCUUCGGGAAUCUUUUGAGGAGGGGAUUUAUGAGGAUUAA